This is a messenger RNA of Pseudonaja textilis, 2333 nucleotides long. It is a transcript of the gene TMEM47, whose product is annotated as transmembrane protein 47. Gene Ontology annotation, biological process: cell-cell adhesion. The record is from RefSeq and is a predicted model, not a curated record. Gene Ontology annotation, cellular component: membrane; cell-cell junction. NCBI's taxonomy places the organism in Eukaryota, Metazoa, Chordata, Lepidosauria, Squamata, Elapidae.
CUGCCUCCUUUUCUGCCGCCACAGUCGCCGCACCUGAUCGGCUGGGGCUGUUGGAGCCGAAGCCGCCUCCUUUCCUCUGCCUCCAGUAGGGCGCCCGGCUCCCCGAAUCGCUUGGCCAUGGCUUCAACCGCCAGUGGCGUGGAGGAGGUGCGCGUCUCGGUGUUGACCCCGCUCAAGCUCGUAGGGCUGGUCUGCAUUUUCCUGGCAUUGUGUCUGGAUCUGGGAGCCGUACUGAGCCCGGCCUGGGUGACGGCCGAUCACCAGUCUUAUCUGUCCCUCUGGGAGUCCUGCAACAAACUCGGUAACCUGGAGACCUGGCGCUGCAAAACUACCUUGAACAGCGAUUGGCAGAUUGCUACUCUUUCUAUGCUGUUGGGUGGUGCCGCCAUAAUUCUUAUAGCUUUUUUGGUUGGACUAAUUUCUAUUUGUGUGGGAUCACGGAGGAGGUUCUACAGGCCCGUUGCUGUCAUGCUGUUUGCAGCAGUGGUUCUUCAGGUAUGCAGUCUUGUCCUUUACCCAAUCAAGUUCAUUGAAACUGUCAACUUAAGAAUAUACCAUGAAUUCAACUGGGGCUAUGGUCUGGCUUGGGGUGCAACUAUAUUUUCAUUUGGGGGUGCUGUACUUUAUUGUCUGAACCCUAAGAACUAUGAAGACUACUAUUAAAGGACACUUCUUUUGUAAAGAAAGGAAUAAAACAAGGAUUGUCCUGUCUUUUAUAAGUGUUUUUAGUACUUUUGUAGAGUGUCAAACUGUCUAAUCCAUUAGCCAAUUCUUUUUGGCUAUAACUACUGCAAAUAGCUUUUUAACAUCUCUUUAAAAAAAAAUCUGAUAAAUUACACCUGCUACAUCUGUAGUGAAAUGAAAGAAGUGGCAGCUACAGUAAGGACGGUAAUGGAUAUGAGAAAAAGCAGUUGUAUUUGUUAUAGUCUCUUAGCACAAAAAUUGUGCAAUUCUGUCGUUAUAUUAUACAGGAUGAUAUAUGAUGAAAUAUGCUGAAGUUUACCAACUUAGGCUCCUGUCUUGUAUUGGUCCUGGGACUCUUACACAAAACAAAUGACUGAAUGACUAGAUGCUGAGAGAAGAGAAAACAACUGAUUAGUACAUGUUCUAGUACCAGUUCUCAAACAAGAUGUACAUUUUUCAGCCAGCGGUGGUAUGUCAGCAAGUCAAAACUUAAAACAUAUUCUUCAUUUUAUGUAUUUGGACAUUCAGUUUCAGCUAUAACCCAAGUUCUAGAAAUAAUGUGGAGAAUGACAAAAAUAUAUUGAGAAUUUUUAAAGGUGGGGGGAGUGGGGAAAAUAUGAAUGAGCUUCUUUUAUCUUGAUGCCAUUUCAUUUCUAAGCACCACAGUAAAGUUUUCAUGAGCAAUGUUUGAAAAUGCUUCAUAGAAAGGCUGUAAUUAUAGAACUAUGGAGAUACAGUAGAACCUAAUGAUAGAGUACAAGUAAGAACUCUUAAAUGACUGUCAGUUUAUAAGAGUUUUCUGCAACUAUUGGUUAGGUUUAAAAUAAUUAAUUAAAAUUAAUAUUGCUUAUCGACAAUUUGAAGUGACGGCAAAAUAAGUGCUUAAAAUGGGAUGAGCUGUCUUCAUCAUCAAAGUCAUCACAAUAAAUCAUGGAUUAUUAUGUGGCAAAUGAGAAACAAUGAAUUUCAGGUAUGCAUGGUACCAAGUUCCCAUGUUUUCCUCUGGCAUGAUUAUAUAAGAGGAUAUAAAUGGGGAUUUUUUUCCCCUUAAGAUUAAUUGCAGCUUCCUAUUUUUUCCAAACUUGAUAAAUUGGUAAAUUUUAGCAAUUAGCCAAUUUAAAAUUAUGGAUUCUGAAACUAGCUUUUGCAAACAAAACUUAGUAAAUGUUAACUACAUUUUUCAACAAUAAACAUUUAAUUUAAAUAAGUGUGACAUUACUUUGGCUUUAAGUAAAAUGUUCUAUGCUCUGGGCAACACUGUAAGAAGAUUGGGAUGUCUGUAAGAAUUUAAGCAUCUCACGUAGCUUAGUUCUUAAGAUGAUAAAUAAUAGUUUGCCGCAAUGUUUAAUGCUGCCAGAGUAUUUGUUUGCUAUAAAUAAAAUUAUUUUGCAGAUAAAAACAAACAUUUUAGAUGGAAACAUCCUUCCAAAUUAAGGCAAUACAUUUCUGAGAGCAGUUGUUAAUCUAACAAGAUAUUGUCAGUCUUUAAUGAUAUAUUUUGUAACACAUUUGACAUAGUUGUAAAGCCAUGCUGAUAAAUAUAUUUCAUUAAGGAGUGGGAAAUAAUAUUACUAUUAAACUCACUUGAAGUAAAACUAGAAAAAAGAAUUAUAACACAAUUUAGACAUUGUAUUUGAAAAAAGUGCUAA